Messenger RNA from Wallemia ichthyophaga EXF-994, 660 nucleotides. RefSeq names its product DNA-directed RNA polymerase III subunit rpc8. Gene Ontology annotation, biological process: DNA-templated transcription; transcription initiation at RNA polymerase III promoter. Gene Ontology annotation, cellular component: RNA polymerase III complex. The coding region runs from base 1 to 660 and encodes 219 amino acids. Lineage: Eukaryota; Fungi; Basidiomycota; Wallemiomycetes; Wallemiales; Wallemiaceae. The record is from RefSeq and is a predicted model, not a curated record. The transcript has a single exon.
AUGUUCAUCUUAUCUCUAGUCAAGGACACGAUCCCUGUUAUCCCUUCAAAUCUCAAUUUAGAACCUUCAAUCGCUAUUAGAGAUAGCAUUAACUCUAAAUAUUCUAAUAAAAUAUUACAAGAUGUCGGUUUAUCCAUUUCUUUACAUUCUAUCAUUCAAUCUAGUCAAGGCUACCUACAGCACUCUAAUGGCAACGUAUACUACAAAGUUACUUUCAACUUACUCGUUUUUAGGCCUUUUAUCGGUGAAAUCUUGCUUGCUAAAGUUAAAUCUACAAAUCAACAUGGUAUCAUCGCAUCUAUAGACUUCUUCGAUGACAUCUGGAUACCUAAGAAUCAGUUACCUGAAAUUUCAGAAUUCGAUAGCGCUGAGAAUACCUUCUUUUGGCUCGCUGGUUGGGAAGAUGGUGAUCCAUUCACUUCUUCACCUGAACAAAGAGCUUACAUUGAUAUCGGUGAACAAAUCAGAAUCAGGGUUGAAGCUGAGCACUUUGAAAACGUCUAUCCAACACCCAAAAAGAAGCAACUUGAUGAUCAAGAGGAAGCCGUACCAACAGCAUAUAGAUUAACUGCUUCAAUCGAUGGCCAAGGUCUUGGUAUUGUCAGUUGGUGGGAACAAGAUGAUGAAGAUGAACAGGAUGAUAGCGCAAUGGAUCAAUAG